Molecule: messenger RNA, 3394 nt
Organism: Ixodes scapularis (black-legged tick)
Lineage: Eukaryota; Metazoa; Arthropoda; Arachnida; Ixodida; Ixodidae
Gene: scat
Product: vacuolar protein sorting-associated protein 54
Exons: 24
Coding region: 339-3230 (963 amino acids)
Biological process (GO): Golgi to vacuole transport; retrograde transport, endosome to Golgi
Cellular component (GO): GARP complex
Molecular function (GO): syntaxin binding
Source: RefSeq, a predicted model, not a curated record
GCAAUCCAACCCGAUCCAAUCCAAAUGCGCGGAGUGGUUUCGUGUCCUGAUGGCGGUCUGCUCCUCCGGUUCCCGCUAGCAGACAACCGCUACGAUCGUCCAAAAUUCCCGCUUUCUAAGCCGCCUAACCCGACCCCGAAUACUCGCUAACUUCUAAGGCAUGCUCGGACAACCCUAAAAUCCAUCGGCUACGGCCCUGAAACGUAUCUGCUAGGCCUACCGGACUGGGUCGUAUGUUUCCAUCGCGACUUCUACCGUCGUCGAUGACCGACACGGUACCGAGCGUACCGACCGUUGUACAUCUCCGGUAAGCUGCCCGAGCGCCGCAUACUAUAUUUAUGUCUCAUGCGGAGCAGCAGUACAGCCUAGCCACCCCGUUGUGGACGCGGUGUCAGCGUUGCCCGGGAAAAACGGCUUUCAAGACACCCGACGAGUUUGCGCGUCAUCUGCGCGACACCCACUGCAGCAAGGAAGGCGGUUCGUUCGUUUGCCGUUACGGCAACAACGAUGUUUGCGCUUCGUUGCCCCUCGAAGGAGUCAGCGACGAAGACUACGAAGCUCACGUGCUCAAGCAUCAUGUGCUGUCGCAGAAAGAAGCGGAACGGUCAGACCGUCGUUACGGACACCCCAAGGACGACUCGGACAGCGGCCGGAGCAACGGAGAGGGUGCCCGUCGGGCCACCAAUCCCGCCUUUCCAGAUGCGGUGGCAGAGCCACGCGAGCGCUGGACCAUCUACCACUCGGCGCAGAACCUGCCGGCCGUGCUGAACGACCCCCGCCGCUCCCGCAGGGAGUCAGACUUCUUCAUCAAGACCUGGGGGGAUCACUUCACGGACACGACGCCGCUGCCCCCUUGCCUCCAUGUCCCGACCAUCUCGAGGCUACACUUCGAGUCGUACCUGGCACGCACAUCGCGGAGGUACCGCAGGCACCUUCGUCGCGCUUCUUCAGCCACAUCUGCAACUUCUGACGGGAGGAGCGGAACCUUGGUGAGGAGCACUUCGUUCAGAGAUGGCACACCUGAAAGCAUUGACAUUGUUCCCAUGAUGUUCUUGAAACCAGACUUCAGCCUGGAAGAUCCAGAAACGUUCCACACCGUGAUCCCGUGGUCCGUCAUUCAGCCGUCAGCCCGGAAAUCUAAAGAAACUCUUGCCCCUAAGCAAACUUCUAGGCUACUCCAGGAAAAGCUGUCGCACUACCUGGACAUAGUGGAAGUCCAGAUUGCCAGGCAGGUGUCCCUCAAGUCGGACGCCUUCUUCCAAGCCAUGACCUCCCACGACGCCCUGUCGGCAAAGAUGACCACCACCCUACAGGCGGUCUCCAGUCUCAGGCAGCGCAUCAGUGUCAUUGAUGCCAGUCUAGUCAACGGGGCCCUGAAGGUGCUGCAGCUGAAGCGACUUCAUGCAAACUACAUCGCCGUCUACAGCAAGCUCCAAUUGAUGGCCACUGUGCAUCAAGCGCAGCCGACGAUCCAGCGGCUCCUGGCGACUUCCGACUUUGUGCGGGCGCUCGACUUCAUCGAAGCCACUCGCGAGAUCCUCACUCUGGAGUUAGCGGGUGUGCAGAGCUUUCGGCAUCUGGACUGCCAGCUCAUCGAGAUCGAGAAGGUCAUCGACAAGAUGAUGCAGACGGACUUCCUCAAGUACGCCACGGCAGACCUGAACAGGCCGCUGGCGGAUGACGUCCAGGUCGCAAACGAGGAGCACCUAGUUGCGGUUGUCUUUGGCAUGCUGCGGCUCGGGAAGCAGUCCUUUGUCGACCUCUACAAGGAGGAAGCGUGCACCGCCGUCAAGGCCACGGUGAAGCAGACUGUCAUCGAAUUUGUUUCGAGGAAUGACGAGCUGGAUCUAGAAGGCAAUGGAAACAGUUUGUUUGAGCAAGUGAAGCAGCUUGACUUCGUUAAGUGGAUCGCUCUCCUCAAUGAAGUAUUCAAGAAUGUGGCCCUGCUGCUCAGGAGGAUACUGGCUGUGCAGCAGUUGAUGAAGCAGACAGUUGACCUUGCGGCAGGCAUCUCUCACUCGGACGAGAGUAGCCAGCAGUACCAAAGCCAGGUCGAGGUGAUGAUGGAUACGGCGACCCACGACGAAAUCGUGGCUUCUCUCUCGAGCAUGUUGUUCGCAAUCUGCGACUACGCCCACGAACGGUGCUCCAGGCUCAUUCCCUCUGAAACAAAGGACGGCUUCCUAGACAAGCUGAGCUCAUCGAGCUUUGUGACACUGUGCAAGGCUGUGGACUCAUUUACGGCGCAGUGCAACGAAACCUGCAAGCACAAGAGCACGGUCCUCCUGCUUGCAUUGCGUACCCAGGCCGACAGGUUCGUGAGCAGGUUCCACGAAGAGCGAAAGAUGAAGCUGAGCUUACUGCUGGACAGCGAGCAGUGGACAAGAGUGGACAUUCCUCCCGAGUUCCAGAACAUGGUCAAUCACGUGGUGGACAAAGACGUCCUGGUUCUCCCAGAGAAGGAACUGUUGAGGGGGGACAGCAGCAAGGGCAAGCCCAAGGGUUACCUGGAAAUAAACUCUGAGAAGUACGGGAUAGCUGGGAGUGCGGUGAUGAUGCUCAAGAUGGUCCUGGAGUACUGCCAGUGUGCCAAGGACAUCCCCUUCGUGGCUCUCAACCUGCUCUCAAAGCUCCAGGAACUCCUCAGGAACUUCAACUCUCGGACGUCCCAGCUUGUCCUCGGAGCAGGGGCGUUGCAGCUGGUCGGACUCAAGACCAUCACGGCCAGCGUGCUUGCACUCACGGCGCGGUGUCUACAGCUGCUGCUCUUCUUCCUGCCCAAAGUGAAGACGCACUUCGAAGUUCACCUCACGACGCGUCGGGAGAUGGCCAAGCACUUUGACCAGAUACACAAGGAAUAUGCCGAACACGUGAGCGAAAUCUUCAGCAAGCUGGCCCACAUCGUGGGAUCGGUGAUGGACGCACAACUCAACAAUUGGGAGGUGAAGGCGCCCGUGCCGUCCCCAGCCUUCCGUGCGGUGGCCAAGCACCUGAGCAAGUUUCAUGGAGCCAUCGCGGAGGUGCUCUCCCCUUCGGACGUGGUGAUGCUCCUGGGCUGGGUGCACGCGGCCUUUACCCAGAGCCUCAGAGCUCACCUCACCCGGCUGGCCGUGGCCAAGGACGGGGGACCCCAGCACGGCCUGGUGACCCAGGAGCUGACCUUCUACGUGGAGAACCUCAAGAGCUUGGGCGUGCCCGUGACCUUCGACGACCUCUGGCAGGCCAGGUGACGACCUCUGGUGGGACAAGGAACAAAGGAAGGGGGAGGAGGAGCGUCCUGGAAGGAGGGGGAGACCCGCUCGCCUGCCCGUCCCAUCCACCCCACUCCCAUUUUGUAAAUUUUAUACAUAAAGAAAAGGUGUCGGCGGUAUAUUUUACGAACGAGACAGAGAGA